AUGACCGCCACACCAACCUCGAACAUGGCGCAAACCAUCAACCUCUUAUCCAUGCCCACCGAGGUGCUCGACGAGAUUGCGACAUUGCUUCCUCGACCAGCACUUCAUGCCCUCGCCCUGACUAGCAAGAAGACGUACAACUCGGCCGUGGAUAUGCUGUACAAAACCUAUCUAAACCGUACCAAACCUGCCAAAGCCCCUUUCUACCUCUUUCUGCGUACCCUAUGCGAGCGUCCUGAUCUUGCGGCCAAAGUCAAACGUGUGGAUAUCCGCGGCUGGCGGUCAGAGUAUGAAGUGGUGACUGGAGCUGCAUGGAGGGGUGUGAGAGAAGUCAGGCCCACCGACCACGUCGAGCGAAGCGGCCCAUCCUUUUCGAGUACUGAGAAGGCUGUACGUGGAUCGAGUUCCGACAGACUCAAGCUGUUCUCCGGAGCUGCUCUCAAGGCUGGAGUGAUCGCAGAGCCCGCACCGCCCACGGUUCUGGCACUGAAGUCGAGCGUCGUAUGGUACUCAACUCUCAGGGACGACGAUGAUUUCAACCGGCUGCUUGUGCGCGGCGUGGAAGAUGCGCACGUUGUCCUCAUGUUGGCGCUGCUCCCCAACUUGAACGACCUCUUUGUUGAUGGCUUGAGCCCAUUUCCGCUACUCGACUGGCACACGUUUCUCUCUCGCUCCACUACGAUGCCGCUCUGCAGGCUGUCAUGGUUUCGCAUCUACGGGUCUAUCAACACUAUCUCCGAGCCCAUGGUCAAGAGCAGUCUUCAAAUCCUGGACAUGAUGCCCGACCUCCAGAAGCUUCGUAUGAGCGAGAUGGCCAUUGGGGAACACAGUCUUGCAUCCCACCGGACCCUGCCCUCUAGGAAGCUAAGGAAUGUAAACUUUCGUCAGUGCGGCGUGGACGUUCGACUUGUUCAAAAACUCCUAGAUGGCCAGCAGCUGCACCAUUUCAUCUAUGUGCCUGACUGUGUACACUGUGAUGAGACCACAGGAGGGUAUGUUGGCUUGAAGGAUAUCCUGACGCCACUUGCCUCAUCAAACACCACGCUCGAGAAACUGGUCCUAUUCCCAUGGACGCCGGAUGAACAAUCGUCCCUGUUCAAGUACGAAAAGCUCAAGGAGUUGGAGAUACCUAUGGGUGUGUUGAACAUACCAACAACCGAACUGGACCCUGAAGAGAUCAAAUCUUUUCUUCUCAAACAGUUCCCACCCACCAUGGCCACACUUUACCUCCGCUACUUGAGCUAUACUAGGCAGACCAACAUCGUCCUGGAGCAGCUUGUUCGACUUAAGGAGGAGGGUUUUCUACGAGAGCUUCAAGGUGUACGUCUGAACUUCUUCAGACUUCUGACGCCAAUGAACCCCAUGGUAGUUGAUAUUCUGGGCCAGAUCCUAGUAGACACUGCUGUUAUUCCAGUAAAGCCCAAGAUCAUGGCAGACUUUGGGAAGAUGUUUGAGGGAGCUGGCAUGAUACUGAAAGUGCACCAAAGCGAGCAAUCACACACGUUUUGA
Molecule: messenger RNA, 1509 nt
Organism: Pyrenophora tritici-repentis Pt-1C-BFP
Lineage: Eukaryota; Fungi; Ascomycota; Dothideomycetes; Pleosporales; Pleosporaceae
Molecular function (GO): protein binding
Source: RefSeq, a predicted model, not a curated record